This is a messenger RNA of Leptopilina heterotoma, 2371 nucleotides long. RefSeq names its product coiled-coil domain-containing protein 142. Lineage: Eukaryota; Metazoa; Arthropoda; Insecta; Hymenoptera; Figitidae. The coding region runs from base 114 to 2306 and encodes 730 amino acids. The transcript has 15 exons. The record is from RefSeq and is a predicted model, not a curated record.
CUGCGCACCUGAAGGUUUCCCUGACAACAUAAAAAAUGUUUACAUUGUAAGAAUAAUUUGUGCCACUUGUCAUGUAAAUCAUAAAAAUAUUUACCAAUAUCUCGAAAGUGAAAAUGGACAGUAAUUACAACGCGAAUAUUUUAAAAUGGUUGCCAGUUCAAGGUCCAAUUUUAGAAAAAUGGUUUAACGACUCUAUGGAAUUGGAGGCGAUGCUCAGAAAACUUUCUUGGGAUAUUGUUUAUUAUGUGGAAAUUAGUGUCAAUGACAAGGCCUCUAAUCAAGAGACACUAACGAAUUUCGUAAAGAGAUUGGAGAAAUGCAUAGAAGAUUAUAGAUCGAUUUGGAAAUCUGGAGAAACGUCCCAACCAGUUUAUAAAGCUAAAGUCCAACAUAUAAAAACAAGUUUACAGCGAAAUUUAAAUGUGGUUGCUAAAUUUAUCAGAAAUCUAAUUUAUGACAUUAUGGAUUUGAAAAAUGAUGAAUUCCUAAAGAUUAUUUUUAGAUUAGUUAAUGCUUACAACAAAACUUUGGAAUUAGAUCCAAACGUUUCGGAAAGUUCUAUUAAUAUUUUCUCCAACAAUUGCCCGUCGAUGUUGGAACCUUUGAAAAAAAUUUCUAUCACUCGAUUAUUACAGAUUUUAGCUAGAAAUAAAGUCGAAGAAUAUUGUCACGAAUUUAUCGAAUGUUUAUUGACUAAUUAUCAAUGCAAUAUGGAUAAAGAGGACACAAAAUCGACGGCCGAUGUUGAUUUAUCAGAAAAUUCUAGUAUCGAAAUUUAUCGAGCCCUUACGAAACAUUUAGUGCCACCGAUUACGUCUCUACCGACACAAGAAAUGGAAAUGUCGAAUGUAGAAUCAGUUCAAAUUUUAGUAAACAUGCAAAACGAGGAAAUCAAUCGACUAAUGAAUAUUAUCAAAAUUAUAUCUCCUCAACUUUUUGGCAGUGACGCUCUGCGAACAGUAAAUAACGACGAAAAAAAAAUUCGAGUGGCUGCAAUGAAUAAAAUAAUAAAAUUUUAUCAAGAAGUCGCGUGGGGAUCAAUUUCGAGUAUUUUGGACCAUGUUUUAUUGUGGUGGUCAUCGAAGGCUUUGGCAAUUAGUCACAGUCGUGGAGCUCAACAUUUUAAAGAUUGGCUACACCGAUUCCUUAAAAAAAAUCAGGUUCCAGUCACUGUAAAACCGACUCUGCAAAAUUUGUGCGACACUUUGGGAUGUUUUGUAACUGUCACAGCUUGGGACGAACGUUUUCGAAGAGCUUACACCAAAUCCUUUGCAUGCAAAUCAAAACCAUCGUGUGAAAUUUCCAAGGGAACAGAUACGGGUCACAAGUUUUUAGAACUCUUCAAACUUUUAGUUGUAAAUAGUAAUGAAUGUGAAUCUAGCGGUGAAUGGGAGGUGGGUGCUCCAUUGGUUCAACUUCCACUUUCCGAACAAAUUGUAGUUCUGCAUAGAUUGGAUCACUCAAUUCACACGAUGAGAUUGUGGUCCUUGCAAGAGGCUAAAGAAAUUGCUCACACUUGGGAAUUAAAUGUCUUUUUCCUUCUUGUCAAAGGCGACGUGAUUAAUUGCAUUCAGGAGCUUCAAUAUUUAAAGCUUACUGAUCAUACAACAACUUUGGAAACGGAGCCAAUUAGCGUUCAAGUUUACGUUUGUGCAAAAAUGAGAGCCAAAAUUGUAUCCGAAGUUAAAGUCAAUAUCGAAUUAUUGCAGGGAGCACCUCUUAAAUGUAUAGACACACUGGCAAUAAUUUGCCGCGUAAUUAGCCUCGCGAAUUUACAUAUGUGCUUCCCAAAGCCAAAUUAUUGGCGAAAAAAUUGUUCUAUAAUGCCCUCUGUGCCAAGUGUCUACGUCGAGGCGUAUUUUAAAAAAGUUCUCUACCCAGUAUUAAAAGUGAUUGACAAUCACGAAGUGUCAAAUAUGAUUUUUCGUCUAAUGUGUGAGGCUUGGUUGGAUUAUAUUUAUUUGCAUCAAGUCAAAUUUAGUAAUUGGGGUGCUUGCCAGCUUUUAACGGAUUUCGCGCACGUAUCAAAGUGGGUCAUUGACUGUUCUAUAAUUUCGGAAAAUGUACGGAGUCAUCUUUUAAAAAAUGAAGUUUUACGCCGUUGUGAAGGCGUCGGUCGACUUCUUUUGCGACAUCCUGGAGAAGCCAUUGCCAUGAAUAAAAAACCACCUCAAAAAAGCAACGAAAAUGGUUCUUUAGAGUCGCUGGGUUUAGAAAGAAUGCCCGCAGAAAUGUACGUUCCAAAUCAAGAACAAUGGCUUGAACUUCGUGCAUCGAAACAUUACAAUUUUUGCUGUCACGGUUAAAAUUUUCUAUCUGCCGUUCAGUGAACGCCACGAAACAAAAAAAUCAAUUCAGAAAAUUUUAUCAC